Molecule: messenger RNA, 1972 nt
Organism: Sesamum indicum (sesame)
Lineage: Eukaryota; Viridiplantae; Streptophyta; Magnoliopsida; Lamiales; Pedaliaceae
Gene: POLD3
Product: DNA-directed DNA polymerase
Biological process (GO): DNA synthesis involved in UV-damage excision repair; DNA replication; DNA strand elongation involved in DNA replication
Cellular component (GO): delta DNA polymerase complex; nucleus
Molecular function (GO): DNA-directed DNA polymerase activity
Source: RefSeq, a predicted model, not a curated record
CCAAAUUGGUGGCGGGAAAUCAAAAGCCCGUUUGAGAGGGAAAAACAGAAGGAGAAAAAGCUUAGUCCUUUCUCCGGCCCCGUUUGGCGAAUCCGACUCGUUUCAACCGGACAACGAAGAUGGCCGAAAUUGAAACCCUUGGUAUUCUGGACGAGAUUCAAUCCAUCGUCUCCGAUAAACUUCUAGUGGUUUCCUACAAAUGGCUGAGUCGAAAUUUUUUGGUUUCCUCUAAUGCUGCAAAGAGGCUGCUACAAGAGUUUGUUGAAAAGUAUGGAAAUGGAUUAGAAGUUAUUUACUCUUUAUCCGGCUGGCUGAAGAAUAACCCUUCAACUUACCAUAUAACGCUCGUGCCCAAGCAUAAGCUUUCAGAUGCAAAGCAAGAAUUUGAUGAGAAUUGCUCCAUUCAAGUCUACAGUGUACAAGCCUGCCUUCCUAAGGAUCCAGCAACCCUUUGGAAUCAUGAGUUUGUCCAAGCUGAAGAUCUCUUUAAGCAGCCCCUCACACUUGAUAAUUGUUUGCGCGAUAAUAGGUUUUGUGGAGUUUCAAAUUCAUUUGUUAAGCGAAGUGUUGGACCUGCUGGUGGAGCAGCUUUUUUCACUGGUACUCAGCAGGUGAAGACCCCAGGAGGCCUAGGGUUAGCUAAAAGUCAUUCUGUUCAACAAACUAAGGCAGUUCCACAGCCUCAGCAGACAAAUCUUCAGCAAUCAGGCCCUAAUGCUGGGGUACCAUCACCUGACAUUGCAAAAACUGUAAAAACUGAGAGUCAUGUGAAAGUAGAUCGUGUGCAGGGAGCCCAACUUGCUGGAGAUAAAGAAAAAGUUUCCCAGUUGCAUUCUAACAACAGAAAGGAUCAAAGUGAUAAAAACUCUUCUGGAAGUGGAGGUGCAUUGGCUAGCAUGUGGGGUCGUGCAUCUGCAAAGUCUAAACCUGAUGCUCCCUUGGGGCAAGCCAACAACUCCAGACAAAAUUCUGCUGCUAGUGCAGAAGCUCAAAUUUUUGUGUGUGAAUCAGUUGAAUAUGGCAGCAGUGAUGAAGAUGGGCAAGAUUUCAACAUAAAGAGAACUUCCAAUGGUGAAGGUGGUAGGAAGAGGAGAGUUGUAUUUGAUUACUCAGAUGAAGAAGAUGAAUACCGAGAUGCAAUAAGUUUAGCAUCGCCGGAUCCUCCUAAAAAAUCUGCUCUAUGUUCAAAAGGUAGGUCAGAUGCUUUAGGACCAGGGUGUAACUUAAGUUUUGAAGAAAAGGAAAAUAAACCGAAGGUCAAUGAAGUCAAAGAAGCUGGUGUAGAAGCUAAACAGCAUUUGGGAGAAAAAGUUUCAGCCACAAGCAAAAGCAAGAAGGCUGAAUCACCCACUUCAGAGAAAAACCUGAACCAUGUCCCUGAAACAGAUGCUAGUUUGAAAGAUAAAGUGGCUGAUGCUGGGCCUAAAAGAAGAAAAGUGUUGAAGACACGGAUUGAUGAGCGUGGAAGAGAAGUUACUGAGGUUGUCUGGGAGGGUGAGGAGCCAGAUACAAAAUCUGAUAGUAAUUCAGGAAAGGUUGCUGAGACCAAUACAGUGAAAAAUGCUAUUAACAGGCCUCCAGUGGCUAGGAAGUCACCUGCAGUGGGGAACAGCGCCCCAGCAAACCAAGCAGGGAAAGCUGGAAAUAAAAAAGCAGGAAAUAAGGAUCCUAAGCAAGGGAAUAUCCUCUCAUUUUUCAAGAAAGUUUGAGCCCAUGAUUCGCUACAUCCAGCAAAGGUACCCGAUGGAUUUUGUAAAAGCCUUUAAUCUUGUAAGUAUGAGUUCUGUUUUCUUAUAGAUUUAACCUUCUCAGCUGGUUGAAUUUGCAUCCUCGUGGAGAUUGUUAUAUGCAGUUCCAUAGAAAUUGAUUGAGUUUUAGCUAUAUCUUAUCCGUUACCAUUUACAACGCUUGUUUCUGGGCAUUCAUGUUUCUCAGUUCAAAAUUUUAGGCAGCAAAGCUCGUUCCCAAGUCA